Messenger RNA from Aspergillus nidulans FGSC A4, 3576 nucleotides. RefSeq lists its product as uncharacterized. The record is from RefSeq and is a predicted model, not a curated record. The transcript has 2 exons. The coding region runs from base 1 to 3576 and encodes 1191 amino acids. NCBI's taxonomy places the organism in Eukaryota, Fungi, Ascomycota, Eurotiomycetes, Eurotiales, Aspergillaceae.
AUGGAUAGCUCCCGCCAGAAAGCUUUCAAAAAGCUCCGAGAACCAUGUGUGGAGCUAAGCUCUGUUGGAUUGAAGUUCCGUGGACAUCAAGCUAGCCCUGGCGAUGUUCUGAAAGCACUCCGUUCCGUGUACCAUGUCUUAAAUGAGCUCGCCGAAGAGCAUGUCUUGGAUGAGAAGCUUGCGGAAUAUGCAUUCUUCCCCUUGGCGCACAUUUUCAAUGAAUCCAAAAGGUCAACCGUCAAUGUCUUGGAGCUGGCCAUUAACUGCUUACGGCUACUUGUCGCGGAAGGAUGGAAAGCACGGCUAUCCCCUCAAAUGGGGAAGCAGCUAAUCAUCCUCUUGACUCUUGUUGUGGGAGGAGCUCCGGAUAGCGCAAAGAAUGACCGGAUUAUACAGACAUCCUCUGUUGAACUGGAGAUAGCAGGGUUCAACUGUCUGUUUGCGAUUUUCGAUGUACUCUCCGGACCCACGGCGGAAGAGACAAUCUACCAUGAAAUUGGGACCGCCACGGUUGUCGAUCAGACCGUAUAUCUCUUGCUCGAGGCAAUUGUUGGUAACCGAUCUGAUGAGCUUUGUAUCUCUGCCGCCAAAGCUCUUGAGGCACUUUACCGACGUGUCAGCAACCGCGUCGUACUCGCGAGUAUCAUGCCCCGGACCGUGUCAGCAUUGACAAAGGUGUUGAAGCCUACGACACAGACCAAGCGAUCAUAUAAGCUACUUGCGAUUUGCCUACGUGUGCUCUCUGGAAUAUUGAAAGCAGUUCUCAAUGACCGGGUCAAUUCGCAAUUGCCGGAAAAGUCUGCUCAGCCGCAGGGUGCUGACGAGACACUAGUGCUUGACGAGUCCUGGUUGAAAGCAACGACUACUCAAAUCAAGCUCGCCUUAACCCAAGUUAUUCAACUGAGGCGGCAUGAUCGGGAGGAGGUCCAAGCCGAACUUUUGAGCCUGUGCAUCAUGAUCAUAGAGGACUGCCUCACUACAUUACAAGAAUCGAUACCUGUGCUUGUCGAGACCAUCGUUGUACUAUCGGACCUAGAUGAGCAACAGAUGCCAAACAAUGCAUACUCAUCCCUAAAACAUCUAGCUACCACUUAUCCAACGGUGCUAGAUUCGCUGAAGAACUCUCUGCAUACCUGGCUUACUGCAUUCCCGAGGACGAUGCAAAGUAAUGACGAAACGGCUAAGCAAUGGGCUAUAAAGCAGAUAACAACUGCUUUUCAGAUACUGUCUGAGCUUCAGUCAGAAUCUGACCUUCUUACCUGCGAUCUAACAGCCGGAUUAUGCGACAGUGUUGCUGUAAUCGCUGACCGCGCGACCAGUGCACUUCAGCCAUUGAACUCGGAUCUGGCAAGCAAUCAAACAUUUGAGAUUCUAGGCGCCGGAAAAGAAAGUGUUACCUUCUCACCCGUGCUGUUGGACCACAAAAGUCAGCGGCAGACUCUCAAGGACCUUCGGGGGAUGAUUUCCCGGCUUAACUUUUCUAAUUCUGCUAAUAGUAUUACGCGGCUAAUCAUUAAGCGUAUUCACCAGGAGCAGGGAAACUCAAUAAUCGCACCACUAUGGCUGGCCACGACGUUCCUGAAGGAUACCACGCAGUUUAUGAGCAGUUUAGACGACUUUAUCACUCUGGACGACAUCGAGCCUUCGCGUCCGUUCUCUACAAGGGCUAGUAUGAUUGAUGAGCUCUAUUAUAUCUCCUUGCCGAUCAUCAAUGAAACAAUGGGAAAUGAGGAUAGCGAUUGGCGAGUGUCAGCGCUUGCCUUAGAGGCAGUUGCGCUCCAAGCUCAGGAACUGCGCGAAGCUUUCCGCACUGAACUUAUGGAUGCAUUAUAUCCUGUUCUGGAACGUCUAGCGUCCAACAACCAAGCCCUACAAAGGCAUGCAAUGACGUGCCUCAAUGUCCUUACACAAGCCUGCGGUUACCCAGAUACUAGCACCAUGAUUGUCGAGAACGUCGACUAUCUCGUCAACUCCGUGGCUAUCAAACUGAACACUUUCGAUGUAUCGCCAUAUCCUCCACAAGUCUUGCUAAUGAUGGUAAAAUUAUGCGGAGCGCGACUUGUUCCUUACCUUGAUGACCUUGUGGACUCGAUCUUUGGGAUCUUAGACCUUUACCACGGAUACCCAAAGCUUGUUGAACUGAUGUUUAAAGCACUAUCUGCAAUUGUUGAAGAAAGCACGAAGACUCCCUCAAUCCUAGCGAUUGAGAAUGGUACCGGGAAUGCACCAGAUCAUCUGAAACGAAAAUAUCAAGAACUAAACAUUCAUACUCUUGCGGAAGAUUUCGCUCGCCGAAAAGCCAAACGCACUGAAGAUGCCGGGUUGGCAGGAGAUAAUGGACUUCUAAAUCAUCCAAUCCGGCCUUGGGCUGAAGAACGCGAAGAUAAAGCCCCAAAGGACAUCCCUGACAGCGACUCUCUGUCGGAUAUCCUGGGCAAAGAUGAAACGGAGGAGCCAUUACCACCACCUCGUGAACCAGAAGAUGCAGAAAAACCCCUAAGCAAAACGCACUCGCUUCUCCUCCAUAUAGUCAAAUCCCUGCCCUUGCAUUUGUCCUCACCAUCACCAUAUCUCCGUCGAUCCUUGCUCUCCAUCCUCAUCGACGUUCUCCCCGUCCUCGCAGCAGACGAAAACAGUUUCCUCCCGCUCAUCAACGACCUCUGGCCCGCUGUCAUAUCGAAAAUCAGUUUCCCUUCUUCCAUCGGCAGCACCUCAUCGUCCUCAUCAACAGCCCUACUAAAUCUAGGGAACGAUACACCUGACGAGAGCGCUGGCGCUCGCAACAACCAGCGGGGUCACCAGAAACAGGCGGGUCUUAACGACGAAUUCGAUUUCAAGGAGGAGACCUUUGUAACUACCACCGCCUGCAAAGCUGUCGAAACAAUGUUCAAAUCAGCCGGAGAUUUUAUGGCGUCCCGCGUCGAGGCUGCAUUCCCACGCUGGGAGCGCAUAUACAAUCGCGCCUGGGAAAAAGUUUGUCAGGAUACGGACAAGAUUAUCGAACGGCAACAGAGACAGUAUCUCCUUGAAGACUCAAAUCCGGACGAGUCUUCAACAGUACUAUCUACCACACAACCACAAAAGCGCUUUAUCCAAUCUCUCUCCCUAGCAAAAGCCGGCUCAUCAUCCGGCUCGCGAGCGUUUACACCGCACCAUAUCCUCUGGCGAGCGCUCAUCUCGCUCUUUCUAACCAUGCUUUCCCACGUGCGUCUGCCUCUAGCAGUCGGCGAUCGAAUCUGCCUCAUUCUCGGUGAAUGGAUAGCUCGAUACGCAGGGACGGGGUACUACUCUUCUCGUGCGGCGUUUCUAUUAAAGGAUAACGAUAGUAACUGCGCUGGCGCGGAGGAAGAAAUAAACUCGAUUGAGACCGCCAUUAGGGCUAUGGAGACUUGGAACUCCGAUUUAACUUGGUUUAUAUUUCAGCAGCAAGAUGUCAGGUUUCGAGACAGCAUGGGGCCGAGGAAUGGUGCAAGGGUGUGUGAGCAGUCAUUGCAAAACAACGAUUCAGGUGCUGCACUGUUGAGUUCGGUGGCUUUCAAUGGAGGUCGGCUUCGAUUCGCGGAGAUGAAUUUUUAG